Molecule: messenger RNA, 1909 nt
Organism: Saccostrea cuccullata (small rock oyster)
Lineage: Eukaryota; Metazoa; Mollusca; Bivalvia; Ostreida; Ostreidae
Exons: 6
Coding region: 265-645 (126 amino acids)
Source: RefSeq, a predicted model, not a curated record
UUUACUACCACAUCACCUUGCAGGUUAUAUUUGUCCUAUUAAUAGUUUAUCUGUUUUUAGGACCAAAGAUAUAUGGACAAAUUCAAAAGUGUUAUAAGCAGCAACUCCUCCAAGUCUAGAGAAAUCUUCCAAGAUUACUCUUCUCUGGCGAAACACCUUGGUUUCCAGCCACAAGUACAGGGACCAGGACCCUCACAAUAUCAAGGAGAAGACCAAAGUGGCUGGUAUUAACAAAGGAAGUACCCAGGCAAUUCAUUAGAAGAAAUGAUAGAUUCUUUGGUGUCCGCAGAAGACAAGUGUAAGAACACUGAUUUAUAUGAGACAAUAUCACUGCAGUGGAUCGUUACUCAUGACGAGAUCCUGGAAAUCCUCAAUUCAGGACUAGUUCCUCCCUGUGACUUCCUCAGCGGGGGUUUAGAUCCAGAUGAUCCAGUUCAUUUUAGAAAAUGUUUAGAAGAUUUAGAGGAGAAGAUGAUGAAAGAACAAAGGUAUGACAUUGCGCUGUCACACGUUCAGGGUAUGAAACAGAUUUUUGCUGCAUGUACCAGCUCCAGCAGUUUACAAAACCUGUUAAAAAACAGUGACCUUGACCUGCUUAAAAUGGUCUACCUGAGGUCUUGGUCAGGAUCUAGUAUGGACUCCUAGAGAAUUUGAAAAUACCCGUAUAUGGAUAUUUUGAGAAUCUUCCUUGUGUUUAGAGAGAUAGAGAGUGAGUUGAUACCGGUGUGUACAUCUUUACAAUUUAUAAUGGAGAAUACUUCUAUUGUAUAUUUUUAGCUAAUUUGAAAAUCCUAUUUAUUGUGGAAAUUACGUUGUAUUGUACUUUUGAAGUUGAUUUUUUUUAUUUCUGGAAAUGAAUGCAGGCAGUUGAUUUUUUUUAAUUCUGGAAAUGAAAUGCAGGUAAAUUAAUGUUGAUGUAUAUUUCUUGUUUAUUUGCCUUUUGUCCUUUUAAGCUCACCUGAGCCAAAAGCUCAAGUGAGCUUUUCUGAUUGAAAUUUGUCCAUUUUCUGUCAUUGGUGUUGAUGUAUUCUUAAAUUUGCUACAAUGAAUUUAAUUCAGAAAAUAUAUGAAAAUUCAAUAAAGCAAGUUGUUGAAUUCAUUUUAACAAAUUCAUUUCGUUAUAUCAAAGAAUUUGUUCAAAUGAAAUUCAUUACACCAGAUAUUAGAAAUCUAUAUUACUGUUACCAAAUUAAAAUUUGUUAUAUCAAAUUCAAAAUUUUUAAAAUUUGAUUUUUUACAACAAAUUCAACAAUUUGUUAUAUUGAAUAAAAAAAUAUCAUUUGAUAAGCCCUUAUUGAGUUUCUGUACAGGUUAAGGUUUUUAGUGUACUUCUGUACUGUGCAUUAUUCAGAGAUGCUUAAGCCCUGUAUGUUGACCAACCUUGCAUGGUCUGAUUGGAUGAUUUAUCAAAGGAUGCACACUACUAGAUUUCUUCAGAUAUGGGCUCAGACCUACAUUUUCCAGUUGAGUGACCAUCUUAAAGAUUUUGAUGGUGAUUCAUUCUAAAGCAACCAGAAGCCAUAUGUUACCGGAACUAGUAUGGUACUGCCAUGGACUUGAUUUUCCAGAUGACCGAGGGACCAUUAUAAUUAAGGCUUUUCUUAAACAAACUUGCAUGGAUGAUGCAUCAGGGGGUGAAUGUUCUUAAAACUUGAUUCAUAUGCUGGAUUUGAAUUAUAUUUUCUGGAUGAGUGACUAAGUUCCCAAGUAACUGCAAGCCCUAUCAGAUCAAAUUGCCUCUUGGGAUGUACACUUUUAGAUUGUUAAUGUGGGACUUUUUCUUACUUAGAAACGACAUUUGUUGAGAUAAGUUUUGUAAUCUUUGAUUACCUAUGUUUUAGUAUCUCUCUAUGCAUAUUUAUCUGUUUAUAUGCACUUAUUUCAUAUUCCUAUUCAUUUGUGUUUGUUA